AAACUGCGGAUACUUUAUAUUUUUAAAUGUCAUUUUUCAAACAAAGAUAGAAAGAAUACUAAAUAAACACAAAUUGAAUUUUCAUAUAUUAUAAGAAUUAAUUAGAAUGUUAAAAAAUGGUAAUGAAAUCUCUUGAGUUUAUAAUAAAAUCUUGUUAGAAUAUUUUUAUAUGGAAUGUUACCUAAAGUUAAAAAAGGAAAAGAAAAAUGAGAACAAAAAGAAAGGGAAUGUGUUAAGAAAAAAGGAAAGAUAUAUGUAAAUACAAAGACUCCUCCUAAAUUCAUGACACAGACGCUAAUAAAACAGAUCAUAGGAAAUAAAUGUAUGGAAUAAUAUCUUUAGUAUAUUAGUAUUUAUAGACACCAUACGUUGCCUUAGCCAAAAAGGGAGGGAAGAGGAUAAUGGAUUCUGAUGACUGCUAUAUGGAAUCUGGAGAGGAAGAUCUUUACAGCGACGGUGCAGAUGAUUACUACGACGGUGAUGAUCAUGAUGGUUAUGAUAAAGAUGACACGGGUUUCCUUGUGGAUGACGAUGAUGACGAUUCCUCAAUGAUCUCCUCGCCUCGCUCCCAUAUAAAUUAUGUCGUUCUCAAGGAAGAAGAUAUACGCAGAAAACAGGAGAGUGAUAUUGCACAAGUUUCCAUGAUACUCUCCCUAAGCAAGGUCGAAGCUAGCGUUCUGCUUCUUCACUAUCACUGGAAUGUUGGUAAAGUUAAUGAUGAAUGGUUUGCGGAUGAGAGGAGAGUUCGGACAAGUGCUGGCUUGGAAGGAGGAUCUGCUGCUGUUCCAUAUUCUGAAGGCGGAAAAGUAGCUUGUGGAAUAUGCUUUGACUACUUCUGUCCUACAGAUAUUGUACCGAUUAUGUGUGGUCAUGCUUUUUGUUCUACAUGCUGGACUAGUUACAUCAGCAUAGCCAUCAACGAUGGUCCAGGAUGUUUGAUGCAAAAAUGUCCUCAGCCGUCUUGUCCAGUUGCUGUUGGUCGAGACAUGGUCGAGAAACUUGUUUCUUUUGAAGCAAAGGACAAGUAUAAUAGGUAUUUUCUUAGAUCUUAUGUGGAAGAAAACAAAAAGACCAAGUGGUGUCCUGCUCCCGGAUGUGAUCAUGCCAUUGAGUUUUCUGCCACUGGGACUGGAAGAAGUUAUGAUGUUUCAUGCUUGUGUUCGCAUAGAUUCUGCUGGAACUGCACUGAAGACGCUCACCGUCCCGUGGAUUGUGACACAGUUUCACAAUGGAUACGCAAGAACAGCGUUGAAGCUGAAAAUACCAAGUGGAUACUUGAAAAUUCGAAGGCUUGUCCCAAGUGUAAGCGUCCAAUUGAAAAGAACCAUGGAUGCAUGCACAUGACAUGCACACCACCUUGCAGAUAUGAGUUUUGUUGGCUUUGCCUUGGGGCAUGGUCGGAACACGGGGCAGGCACUGGUGGGCCUUAUGCAUGCAACCGGUAUUCGAAGGCUAAGGUAGAAGGAAUGCAUGAUGAGGCUGAAAUGAAGCGAGAGAUGGCGAAGAACUCGCUAGAGAAAUACACUCAUUAUUAUGAGCGCUGGGCAGGCAAUCAGACGUCGAGGCAAAAAGCUAUAGGGGAUCUGGAGAAGUUCCUAAAGGAGGAGGUUAUGAAGCUUAGUGAAAAACAGUGCAUACCAGAAACUGAGCUCGGGUUCAUCACAGAUGCGUGGCUUCAGAUCAUCGAAUGCAGAAGGGUGCUGAAAUGGACGUAUGCAUAUGGGUUCUAUCUACCUGAAUCUGAACAAGAAAAGCGACAGUUUUUCGAGUAUAUGCAAGGAGAGGCUGAGUCUGGUCUGGAGAGGCUCCACAAAUGCGUAGAGAUGGAAUCAGAGGUGUUUCAAAAUCCUGAAGACACUCCAAAACAAGACUUGAAGGGUUUUCGGACAAAGCUAACUACUUUGACCAGUGUAACCAAAACCCACUUUGAAACUCUGGUGAAAGCUCUUGAGAAUGAUCUUUCUGAUGUUGGGUUCGCAAGCGGCGUAGAGGUAACUAUUUAGCUCUUUGAUUGACUUGCUCUGAGUGUCUAUGAACCAAACCGGAGUCUCUUGUCUGAAAAUUUUAUCCAAUGUUUAUGAACAUGAUUGAUGUAAUAAAGUUGUGAAAUCUUUACUCA
Raphanus sativus (radish) is the source of this 2119-nucleotide messenger RNA. Its product is annotated as probable E3 ubiquitin-protein ligase ARI5. The record is from RefSeq and is a predicted model, not a curated record. Gene Ontology annotation, biological process: positive regulation of proteasomal ubiquitin-dependent protein catabolic process; protein polyubiquitination; ubiquitin-dependent protein catabolic process. NCBI's taxonomy places the organism in Eukaryota, Viridiplantae, Streptophyta, Magnoliopsida, Brassicales, Brassicaceae. Gene Ontology annotation, molecular function: zinc ion binding; ubiquitin conjugating enzyme binding; ubiquitin protein ligase activity. The transcript has a single exon. Bases 402 to 2003 code for a protein of 533 amino acids. Gene Ontology annotation, cellular component: cytoplasm; ubiquitin ligase complex.